AUGAUUCCAGAAAAACAAAUCCCAACCACUGCAUUCGUGGUUGAGAAGCCAGGAACUCCUUUCGUCCUUCAAGAUGUUGUACUUGAUGAAGUCCGGGCAAGGGAAGUUUUGGUUGAAAUGAAAUACACUGGCAUUUGCCAUACAGACAUUAUCGUCCAACAGGGCGCAAUCCCUGUCGGUGAUUAUCCCGCCGUACUAGGCCACGAGGGUGCCGGAAUCAUCCGCCGCGUCGGCAGUGGCGUCAAAGACAAGUCCCUUCAAGACGGCGACCUUGUCUUCCUGGGCUUCAGCUCAUGCCACAAACAGACAUGCAGCCCCUGCAGCAACGGCCGAAAUGGAUUCUGCGAUCAGGUGAUACCCAUUAACUUUGCCGGUGCUCGAGGUCUCAGCGCUGCCGAGUCACCCAUCUCUUUCCCAGGUGGAAAGGGUCCAAUCCGCGGCCAGUUCUUCGGUCAGUCAUCCAUGAGCAAGCUGGCUGUGGUUGACGAGCGUUCGGUUGUCAAGUCUCCCCCAGAGUCUGGAAUUACGGUCGAAGACAUGGCGGUUCUCGCUCCACUUGGCUGCGGAUAUCUCACUGGUGCCGGCACUGUCUUUAAUGUCCUCAAGCCCACACCGACGAGUCGCUUUGCUGUUCUUGGCAUGGGCGCGGUUGGUAUGGCGGCCAUGUUGGCUGCCCGGUCUCAGGGAGUCGAAACCAUUAUCGCGGUUGACAUUGUUGAUGCGAAACUCGAGCUGGCGAAGUCUCUUGGUGCAUCGCAUACGUUGAACACGAAAAUUCCUCUGCUCGAGGCUGCCGUCAAAGCUCUGGGUCAUCAAGGUAUUCUAGCUAUGGUGGGUCUGCCUCGUGCUGGCUCAUCCCUUAAUAUCGAUCCUGUGGCGCUUGUGAUGGCUUGUAAGCGUGUUGUUGGUGUGAUUGAGGGCUGCGCAAAUCCCGCUGUGAUCAUUCCACAACUGAUUGACCUAUACAAGCAAGGGAAAUUCCCGGUCGAUAAACUUGCUAAAACAUAUGCCCCAGGCGACUUUGAGCAAGCCAUGACAGAUUUGCACUGCGGUAAUGUUAUCAAGCCCGUCAUCAAAUGGGCAGAUUUGUGA
This is a messenger RNA of Penicillium digitatum Pd1, 1092 nucleotides long. RefSeq names its product NAD(P)-dependent alcohol dehydrogenase. The record is from RefSeq and is a predicted model, not a curated record. NCBI's taxonomy places the organism in Eukaryota, Fungi, Ascomycota, Eurotiomycetes, Eurotiales, Aspergillaceae. Gene Ontology annotation, molecular function: zinc ion binding; oxidoreductase activity.